This is a messenger RNA of Colletotrichum truncatum, 579 nucleotides long. RefSeq names its product centromere binding protein B. The record is from RefSeq and is a predicted model, not a curated record. Lineage: Eukaryota; Fungi; Ascomycota; Sordariomycetes; Glomerellales; Glomerellaceae.
AUGGAAACCACUAAGCCGCUGCGUGAGUCCAAGAGGCGAAGAGCCAUCACCAACGCGCAGCGGCGGGCUCUUCGGGCCUGGUUCUUCGACCAGACAGACGGCCCCAAGUCGCAGGUCGACGCCUCGGUAUGGUGGCAAGAAGCCUACGGCUACCACCUGAACUCGACCACCGUCAGCGACAUUCUAAGCCACAAGUAUGCCUUCCUAGAUCUAGAGCCAUACGCAGGGGGCGCCCCCACCAAUGACAGUAGAAAGCGUGACAGGCCCGCCAAGUGGGAGGAACUCGAGGAGGAGCUCAUCAGGUGGAUGCUCGACUACGAGUUCAUCUGCGGCGAAGGCAGCGUCACCGGCAGCAUGCUGCGACAGCGAGCCACCGAGCUGUGGUACUCGCUGCCGUGCUAUCAGGGCAUGUCCCUGCCCAAAUGGAGCGAAGGCUGGAGAAGCCGCUUCAAGGCGCGGUAUAACCUUCGUCGGGAUAAGAUGCUGACAGAGAUGGCUAACAGCUUUCCGGCUGAGAGUUAUCUAUCUUGUGCGACGUUUCCGACAGAGUUUGAAUUUGGUUCCAUUCCGUACGAGUGA